Coregonus clupeaformis (lake whitefish) is the source of this 3696-nucleotide messenger RNA. It is a transcript of the gene adpgk2, whose product is annotated as ADP-dependent glucokinase 2. Bases 240 to 1724 code for a protein of 494 amino acids. The transcript is spliced from 6 exons. Gene Ontology annotation, cellular component: endoplasmic reticulum. Gene Ontology annotation, molecular function: ADP-specific glucokinase activity. The record is from RefSeq and is a predicted model, not a curated record. Gene Ontology annotation, biological process: glucose metabolic process. Lineage: Eukaryota; Metazoa; Chordata; Actinopteri; Salmoniformes; Salmonidae.
AGCUACUUCCGCUUUGUUGUCACUCCCCCUCCGCAGCGACUGAGGUUGACCCUGCAGCAUUCACGCUUGAAUCCACCAACUCAACUGCCACCCCGGGGGACAAUUGUCUUGUUAAUCCAGUUUGUUUACCUCGCCGGGCACACUUGCCUUGUAAAUCUUGUUUGUUUACAAGUCAAGUUAGCGCUGUUCUCGUCGUUGCUGCUGUAGGAGUGCUAGCGAGUCCGCAGCCACUGCUGGCCAUGGAGCGAGGAAGCGGGUUUUCAUUCAUGAAGUAUGGGACGGCAGCGUCCCUUGCAAUGGUUCUGCUGGCGUACUGGUUCCGACCUCCCGGGGAGUCAAGGCUGGAUGACCGUCUGGACACGGUGCUGUCCUCCCUGCUGCGGGCUGAAAGCAAAGUGGGGAUAAACAACGCCAGACCCAGGGUGGCGAUAGGUUUAGGGGGUUGUGUAGACAUCCUCGUGGACGGGGUGAGGUUGCUGAAUAAGAUCGGCCUGCCACCCACAGACCAGCCUCUCCAUCAUGACUACAUAGAGAACGCUGAUCAGCUGGCACAGAGCUUCGCUUACUUCUUCGUCCCUGGAGCCGCUGCAGAGCGGUUUGUGAUGAACAACACCCUGUUCAGUCAGCUGGUCGAGGCAUCUCGUGAGUUGCCUGGCAACCGCUGGUCUAUAGGUGGCAACGCCCCAGUGAUGGCUGGUCGAAUGGCAACUGAGGGCUGCGACGUGUUGCUAGGGGGGAGCUCCAGCCCUGACUUUGCGGAUGUACUGUCCCAGCACAUCACGGUUGCAGGUAAUGUCGUGGAGGAGCCUGAUAUCCAUCUGAUCCUGGAGUACCCAUCAGGAGCCACCUGGGGCCAGUACACCGCCCGCAGGGCCAACAGGUACAUUGUCCACAGUGAUGACCAUAACCCAUACCUGGCGUCGCUGCAGGACUUUGAGGAUAAGCUGCAGGAGUUCCACCCAGACCUGCUGGUGAUGGGCGGGCUCCAAAUGAUGGACAGCUUCCCCUUCCGACAGGGUGAGCGGAAAACUCUGCUCUCUCGGCUGGGCAAUCUCCUCUCCUCCUCCUCCCCUCGGACGGGCGUCCAUUUUGAGAUGGCCAGCUUUGUGGACGAGGGUCUAAUGGGGGACCUGCUCCUUCUGGUCCUGCCCAAUGCCGACUCCCUGGGGAUGAACGAGCAGGAGCUGCCCAACCUGCUCAGCCUGUUGAGGGGCUCUAACGUCACCGUACUGUCUGACCCCAACCCCCGCGUUGCUACCGUCCUGGACCAGAUGAGGGAGCUCUACCGCCUGGUCAACCAGCGCUACCGCAACGCUAAUGAGGAUAGCGGCGUGGACGCUAAUGCAGCUGCCGCUAAAGGCCGGCCGCUGUCCCGGCUCCACGUGCACACCCUGGCGUUCCAGGCCAUGAUCGUGACGCGCGGCUCCCAGUGGAAGAACACCAUGUCGGCCGUGGCCAAGGCCUCGCUUACAGCCAACCGCCACGUGUGUGGCUCGCCGGACAUCGACCCCAGCAAGGCGCGCCUCAUCAUGGACGAGUCAUUCUCUGUGAGCCGGCAGGAGGGCAGCCAGCGGAUCCCUCUAGAGGAGACCAGGCCCGUAAGCUGCUGGGACGAGGACGACUAUGAGAUCUGUGUGGCGCCCAACCUGGUGUGCACCGAUGUUUACCAGACUGCGGGGGGAGGGGACAACAUCUCUGCCGCAGGACUGGUGCUGCAGAUCUGAGCCGACGUUAGCGAUCAACGGCUAACUCUAGCAAAGAGAUCCCCUAACAUGUGAAGUCUUUUAUCAUUCUGGUUUUAGGUGUGUUGAUUAUUGUUUCAUGUUGUUGUUGUUGUUUUAUUGUGUUGCUGGUGCAAUGCAAACGCUGGGUACAGUGUGUCUGGCAGGGCUGAGCCUGCUCCUCCUCUCUCUGAGCAGUGUGACCUGACACAUCCACAUCCACACACACUCAUACUCUCUCUCAUUCCGUCAGAAGAUAGAGCUCAUCUCAUAAUCUCACUCAUAUCAUAUGGGAUAUAUUUCUUCAACCAGGGCCACGUUCCGUAGCCAAAUGUUGUUGAGAGUUACAGAUAGAAAUACCACGAAUAGAGCCGACGUGAUUCUAUACUUAACAUGUUAGAGGCAUAUUUGUUCUACAUCACAUAUUUCUAUCUGAAUUUCCAAAACGUUCCGUCCUGCUGAAUGCGCCCCCCAGGUGUGUGUUUUCCUCUGAUGUGUGUGUCAGGUGUGUUAAGGUCCAGACACUGAUCACACACACGUCACAUAUUCACUACCUGUAGAGCAUUACAUAUAUACAUAUCUGGUGUCAUAGCUAUUCCAUCUCGCUCCAUUCCAUUCUCUCCCAGGAUAUCCACGCACAAAACAAACAUUCCAUUUUUUUCUCAAGGGAACGUUCAAUAGUUUUUUCUCAAGGGAAAGCUUUAGUUUGAUAUCUGUGACUGUUUUCUGGUUUCAUGUUAACCUGAUUUAAAGCUGCAGACAUACGGGCCUUAUCUUGUGUGUCUAGCUAAGCAGUAGAAAAGGGAAUGAAAUGUGUUAGCUCAGUGUUGCGUGAUGAUUCUUCCUCAGUCUGGCCUGUACACAUAAUGCACUGUAAUGUUGUCUUCAUUCUGAUUCUUAUGUAAUGAUUGCUGACAACAACAGGGAGUCUUUCUCUGUUAUGUCUGUAAUGUGAAAGAUAAACUUUUUGACCCUUGACAUGAGCAUAUAUUAUUCUCAUAACCUCCUCACUCUCCGUAUACUGCCUGCAUCCUAUCAUUGAGCCAUACACACAUUAUGCGCUUAAAUUGUGUUUGAAUGAUUCUUGCAUGGGCCAUAUACAAGGCGAUUUGGUUAAAAGCAUCUGCAAAAUAAUAUUACGUUUGAUAUAUCAGUUUGUGUCAUUUAGAUAAAUUUUCUCUGCAGAACGGCCCAUAUGAUCUCUUCACCUGGGCCCAUAUUCAUAAAGCGUCUCGGGAGUAGGAGUGCUAAUCUAGGAUCAGUUGUCUUUUAGCUCAUAAGGCUAUUGAUUCAGUUUACAUGGACCGGGGUUAACCUGAUACUAGAUCAGCACUCCUACUAUGAAACUCUUGUUGAACACAGGCCCUGUUCUGAAGGGAGACUGGGUGCAUCCUAACAGUCUAAAGUGGCUUUCUCUCCUUGUUUCCUUUAAAGAACUGCAUCUAUCCCCAAUCUUAUGAGUUGAGAUGAGUGCAGAUGGAGGAGAGGAAGGAUGCCACUGUGUACUACUGAGAUGCAGCAUGAAUCCUGUAGGCUUGACAGGGUUUCUCCACUGCCCUCUUCUCAAGGCUGCAUUUAUUUCCAGACCUAACACCAUGCCACUCCAAGACGAGUCCACCCCUCUCUGAGUGACUGACCUGCAAGUGUGUGUGUGCGCGUGUUAUUUGCAACUGCUUGUACACACCCAUGUUGUGUGUGCAUAUGUAUCUGCGUGAGUGUGCAUGCUUGCAGAACAUACUUGCGUGUGAGUGAAUGUGUGUGUUGCUCUGGCCAGCUGACAUAAUUGUUGUCUCAGGGAUUAGCUGACCUGUGCUGUUAAAGAGGUGUGGAAUAUCUGGGUCCUGCUUUCUGGAGUCUCUUGGAUAGACACUUCCAGGUGUAUCACAGUACAUGGAAGGAAGGAUGGCUCAUGGCCAGGUGAAUUGUUUUGUUCUGAGUGAUUUGGGCGAAAUAAAGAAACACACAUUCCAUCCUC